ACGGUUUCUCGGUCGCCUCUAGAGAUGCUAGGCGCGGCAUGGUCAGUCCAGACCAACAAUGCCCACUGGAUUUUAGACGACAAGGAGCUGCAAGAUGCAACGCAAGGGUUUCAAUCCCAGAAAUCGUUUCGCAAGGACUUCUUUGCGUAUUGCAAGCUCCUCAACGUGACGCCCCAUCCCAAGUUGUGUCCAAAGCUAGACGAAGAAGACAAGGACUUGCUCGUGCAAGGCUACGACGAAUCCGACACUGACACCGUAAACGUGCGCAACUGGAUGCUGGAUGGGGCGAGUCUCAAGGUGAUGUCCCUGGCCCUGCACAAUUGUCCUGCCAUCCACACCGUCAAGCUGUUCAAUGUUGCAUUGACCAUCGACCAACUCGAUUUUGUGUGUGUAAAGUUUCCAUCAACUUGCAUCAAGAACCUACAGCUCGAAUGGAACGCUAUUCCACCCGCGGCUGCUGCCGACGCCCCCGACCAUACCACAUGCUUUGCAAACUUGCUGUCUCCUCAGUCGUCCAUAACUAGCCUGUCGUUGCGUGCUAAUGGCAUCACUUCCGCUGGCGCGGCAGCCAUCGCCGACAUGCUGAAGGCAAACACCAAGUUGGCCGUGCUGAAUCUGUUCCGGAACGACCUGCAUGAUGACGGCGCCGCCGCCCUGGCAUACGCACUGACCGAGAACAAGACGCUCUUGCAUCUAUCUGUCGCCAACAACCACAUCACGAGUCAAGGCGCCACAGCCAUGAUUCGCGGCCUCACGCGGUACAUUCUCCGCGACGAUCAACUGCAGCAUGCCGCCGAAGUCGAAGUCCAAAUCCAAGCCGCGGUAAACCCGUUGUGCUAGGCAUGGAAGGUGGCGUUCUUUCUCUCAAUCCUGUCGAGGUUGUAGCUGGAAGCGGCCAAGAAGCAAAAAAAGAAGCUCGAACGAGCAGACGUGAUCAAGGAACUGAAUGUGCCCGACACGGAAACCGUCGACGGCGUCGUGUACGGCGUCGGCAACGCCACGUUGCAGUCGUUGACCCUGAGCGGGAACGCCAUGACGACAGUGGACGAACUCAUGCCGCUCAACAAGCUCCUGGAAGACCAUCAUGUGAAGCUCAAGACGCACUUGCAUGUGAUCAAGGUCCAGCGCAUGUUUCCUGCGACGGCCACCAGUAAUGCUAAGCCCUCGUUGUCCGAGCUCCUCGCGCUGUAACGAGGAUGCGUGGCGGUUGUAGCUACGUCAUAUGUAGCCAACCAGUCCAUUGCAUUCGGUGGCUGCUUAUGCGCACUGCAAUGUGUACAAUGCAUGCACUGGAUUGCAUCUGCUUAGUACGUCAGUUAUGUGCACUUUGCUGUUUUGUGGAAUCGGCGGCUUGGAGCGUAACCUGUGCUUUCGGGGAUGACUUAAUAUACUCAAUGGGAUUUCAUGAUAACGUUGUCUGGCGACAGCAACUGCAUCACGCGAGGAUACACGCAGACAAACAUGAGAAGCAACAAGAUCACGGCGACGACAAUCAGCGGGAUCGCGCUGCGCGGAAGGACCUGCAACACCACGUCUUCGAGGAGAAUGUCGAACUCUGUCCGUCUCGCGUCCAUCUCGGCUUGAGUCAGGAGGUAUGAAAUGCCUUCGACUUGCAUGGACACCUACCUCGUCCUUUAUCAACGAGUUUGUUGAAGCUCCAGAGAAUGGGAUCUCGUACCUGAACGUAGGAGAUUUUGUCCGCAAUGCCGCGGACGAAUGUCUUCUCCGUGUUCAAGAUGCGUCGCAUGUUUUUGUACUGGGCACGAUCCUUGUGGAGGCCCUCCGUUGAAUCGAGGAUGCGAAGGGUGAACUUGCUCGGAGUUGUCGCGCGAUACGACAACUUCACCUCGUACGAUACAUCUGCGUCUGUUCGAAGCUCAUACACCACGGGCUGAUUGGGGUAGAUCACUUGAUGGGUUUGCAGUUGGUUGGGGUACAGCACGGCUGCAUUCGACGACGCAUACACGCUAUGGAGAAGGACAGUCGCCACCGCUGCCACAAGGAGUACCCAUGAUGGCGCCAUC
This is a messenger RNA of Aphanomyces astaci, 2024 nucleotides long. RefSeq lists its product as hypothetical. Lineage: Eukaryota; Oomycota; Saprolegniomycetes; Saprolegniales; Verrucalvaceae. The coding region runs from base 25 to 840 and encodes 271 amino acids. The transcript has 7 exons. The record is from RefSeq and is a predicted model, not a curated record. Gene Ontology annotation, molecular function: protein binding.